Centropristis striata (black sea bass) is the source of this 1362-nucleotide messenger RNA. RefSeq names its product mitochondrial genome maintenance exonuclease 1 (gene mgme1). Gene Ontology annotation, biological process: mitochondrial DNA replication. Gene Ontology annotation, molecular function: single-stranded DNA exodeoxyribonuclease activity. Bases 207 to 1253 code for a protein of 348 amino acids. Lineage: Eukaryota; Metazoa; Chordata; Actinopteri; Perciformes; Serranidae. The transcript has 5 exons. Gene Ontology annotation, cellular component: mitochondrion. The record is from RefSeq and is a predicted model, not a curated record.
UUUGCGCAACUGAAAAUACAGGUCGUACAGAAACAGUUGUUGUCUUCUGACUGAGAUACUCUGGAACAUGUUGGGGCAAGUACCGUAACCAAAAUGAAGGGGAAAGUGAUUAUUUUACUGUAAAACACUGAAACUACUGUACGUAUAUGUAGUUAGAUAGCUAAUAACUUAUUGUCUUCUAAGCCUGUUGUGUGAAAGUGGUCACAAUGUUCAUUCUUAAACGCGUGGUGUGCGUUGGGGGCAUCAUUGUUCCUCUAUGCACCUCCCUCUCUGCGAGCAAUUUCUCUGCUUGCCAUUGCUUAAAAUCCCCAAAGAGACCCAGCCCGUAUAGCUCAGUGGACAGUGAGCGCUACUCUUCUCUUGUGAAGUCCGUCAUGUCCUCCAAGGUCAGUUCACAAACGCCCGAGACCCUCCAAACGGAGGACGAGCACGUUUAUGGACCUGUUAUCAAAGCUCAGACGCCCUCCUCAAGACCAGAGACGAGGGUACCCAAAACCCUGCAUCCCUUCCUACACUGCGAUCAAACUCUAGAAACAGAGGAGUUAGAGUCGGGACCUCCAGCACGGAUUUUGUUAAACCGGGGCCAAGGCAGGUCUUCUGUCCCGAGUGUGACCCGGAUUCUUCAGCAGACACUUUCCCCAGAGCAGAUCUUCUACCUGGAGAGAUGGAAGAGAAAAAUGAUUGCAGAGCUUGGAGAGGAAGGCUUCAAAGACUACAGUCAGAAUUUAUUUAGGCAAGGGAAGCUUUUCCAUUCAGCUUUGGAGGAUAUCCUGACCUCAGGUGAAACAUGGAGAAACAAAAAUCCUUCAGAGACAACAGAGCAUUCACCUGAGAUCCAAGGAUACAUGGAGAGCAUCUCUCAUGUACUGGAGGAUGUCAGAGCAGUGAGAGCUACUGAAAGCACUGUGCAACACGACACACUGAACUAUCUGGGAAUUGUGGAUUGUGUUGCCCGCUACAGGGGUGUGCUAUGUGCAAUCGACUGGAAGACUUCAGAGAAGCCUAAACCAUUCCUGAGCAACACAUAUGACAAUCCUGUUCAGGUGGCUGCCUACGCCGGGGCUCUGAACAACGACGGCAACUACAAAUACCAGGUUGAAAAUGGACUCAUCGUAGUGGCCUACAAGGAUGGCUCACCUGCCCAUGCUCAUAAGUUGAACUCAGAGCUGAUGUUGGAGUACUGGAAAACAUGGUUGAUCCGUCUCGAAGACUUCACACAACAAAGAUCAAGUGCCUUUGUGGAAAAGAGAUGAGAUGAAGAGGGAUCUGUAAGGGCAUGUCCGUUAAGGGAUUUCAGUUUAAUGCAACUAAACCUGAACUGAAUAUAUAAAACACGCCCAGUGCAAUAGGACGGUAAAAACA